Molecule: messenger RNA, 2181 nt
Organism: Aplysia californica (California sea hare)
Lineage: Eukaryota; Metazoa; Mollusca; Gastropoda; Aplysiida; Aplysiidae
Product: xaa-Pro dipeptidase
Molecular function (GO): manganese ion binding; metalloaminopeptidase activity
Source: RefSeq, a predicted model, not a curated record
UUUUUUUUUACUGUCUGCUGAGAUCCAUACAGAGACCAAGACGGUGCAUUCCUCUGUCACAGGGAUCACGACCAAGACACUCCUGGCUGAGCUCUACAUUAGAUAUACUCUACGAAACUGCAGUGUCAAGCAUUCGCUAACGAUUAAAAUUUUGAAAGCAGUUUCAUUUGUAAUUUGUCUUUUUCUGGACACACCCCCACACAGCAAACAAGUUUUCCGAAGUCAGCGCUACAGUUAAAAUCCCAAACUGAAGAUGGCUUCAGGCAAAGCAGAACCAGCAUUUUGCAGAGGGGAUCAUACUCUGAAAGUUCCAAUGGAGUUGUUCCAGCAGAAUCGUCAGAGACUGUGUGAACGGCUUCGAGCCAACAAGAACAUUCCUAAAGGUGCUAUCGUCGUGCUCCAGAGUGGAGUCUCAGAGACUCGCAACGACUCAGACAAUGAGCCCCUCUUUAGACAGGAGUCGUACUUUCACUGGACAUUUGGCGUUGAAGAGCCAGAUUUUUAUGGGGCUGUGGAAGUGGACACUGGCAGGUCCAUCCUGUUUCCUCCAAACCUCCCAGAUGCUUAUGCUGUCUGGAUGGGCAGGCUCUUGACAAGGGACGACUUCAAACGACUGUACGCUGUGGAUGAGGUGGUCUUUUCUGACAAGAUGGCUGAGGCUUUGAAGGAGAAAAGUCCUUCUGUUUUGUUGACUUUGUAUGGCCUGAACACUGACAGCGGCAAGUACAGUCGGGAGGCUGUGUUUGAAGGCAUUGCCAAUUUCACGGUCAAUAAUGAAUGGUUGCACCCGGACAUCACCGAAUGCCGUGUGUUCAAGACUGACCUUGAGCUUCAAUUGCUGCGAUACUGCAACCGCAUCAGCAGUGAGGCUCACAUUGCGGUGAUGAAAGCUGUACGCCCAGAAAUGUUUGAAUACCAAGCGGAGAGCCUGUUCCACCACUACUGCCGCUUCAAUGGAGGUCUGCGUAUGGUGUCCUACACCUGCAUCUGUGGAAGUGGUCACAACGGUUCUGUGCUCCACUACGGACACGCCGGCGCCCCCAACAGCAAACAGAUCCAGGAUGGAGACAUGUGCCUGUUUGACAUGGGCGGAGAGUACUACUGCUACACCUCCGACAUCACCUGCUCCUUCCCGGCCAAUGGCAAGUUCACACCAGACCAGAAGGCCGUCUACGAGGCCGUGCUGGCUGCCAGUCUGGCCGUCAUGAAGGCUGUGAAACCUGGAGUAUCCUGGGUGGACAUGCACAAGCUGGCCGAGCGUCGUAUUCUGGAGCAUCUUGUGGCCCUGGGCGCUCUUCGCGGUGACGUUGACCGCAUGAUGGAGGUCAGGCUUGGUGCUGUGUUCAUGCCACACGGUCUGGGUCAUUUCAUGGGGAUUGACACGCACGACGUUGGUGGCUAUCCUGAGGGAACAGAGCGUAUUGACCAGCCAGGCCUGCGGUCACUGAGGACAGUCCGUACCCUGGAGCCUCGCAUGGUUCUCACCAUCGAGCCAGGAUGCUACUUCAUCGACGCGCUCCUGGACGGAGCGCUCCGCAAUGAGCAACAGAGAGAGUUCCUUGUGGAGGAUGUGAUCAGCAGACUUAGGGGAUUUGGUGGGGUUCGCAUUGAGGAUGACAUCGCUAUCACCGAGGACGGUAUGGAGCUGUUUACGUGUGUUCCUCGCACGGUGGAGGAAAUUGAGCGUGUCAUGGCCGCCGCGCGUCCGACACACCAACCUCUUCCUCAGCAGAAAGGCGCCCAGGAACAGCAAGCUUUUUAGACCCUUUUGCUUUCUGCCAGGUGCUGGUCCACUGCUGGACACUACUGUAUGUUUUUCCAAGUGGUGUCUUGGUUUUUGUUUUUGGUGGGUUGGGAAUUUACUAGGAUGGGAGUGAAAAGUGAAACCGAAUUCUGGUCAUAUAAAAAAAAGUAGAAUUUAAUCGUAUUUAUUUAAUUUGAGAAAAAUUGGUCAAUUGUUGUUUACUCUGUAAAGUGUCUGUACUAUUCUGGUCCUUAUUUUAAGUGGGAGCAAAAGAAUAUGAAAGAGAAUACCAAAUAAUCUGAAUGUUUUAUGAAGUGAAGACUGGAACAAUCAGAGAUUUUUAUGCAAAAUGAACAAAAAGAAACUGACAAAACUACUGCUUUUUUGCGGCGAUAUUAUUUAUUGGCAAAUCUAUCUACAAAUGAAAAGAGAACAAA